AUGAUUCCUGAAAUCAGAGAGCUUUCCUUUUUCCUGGGAUUUUUGCUGCUUUUUAUUGCCUCUGAGAUUGAAGCCAGAGCUCGUCCAGAUAUGUUCUGUGAUUUUAAUGGCAAGAAGUACGGUCCAGGAGAGAGCUGGCAUCCCUACUUGGAACCUCAGGGGCUGACGUACUGCAUCCGAUGCACCUGUUUGGAGAAUGUGAAUGUGAGCUGUUACCAAAUCCAGUGCCCAGCCCUGCAUUGCGUAAAGCCUGUCACUGACCCGCAGCAGUGCUGCCCUCGCUGUGCAGAGCCGCACACGCCGUCUGGUCUCCGGGCGCCUGUGAAGUCUUGCCAGUACAACGGGACAACCUACCAACCAGGGGAGAUGUUUACCACGAGCGAACUCUUCCCUUCUCGGCAGCCAAAUCAGUGUGCACAGUGCAGCUGCUCCGAAGGCCAGAUUUACUGCGGCUUGGUGACCUGCCCUGAUCUGCUGUGCUCCUCUCCUCUAACUGUGCCAGACUCCUGCUGCCAAGUUUGCCAAGACGGUUCCUAUGAGAAGUCAAUGGACGAGGAGCCCCUGCAGUUAAACAGAGGUGUUAGACAUUCUCAAGACCAGUGCUCGGGGGAUCUGGUGAGCAAGAGAUUGCUUGGCGGGACGGCUUCCACUGUGAUCAGUUCCUCGCUGGAGUUCAUUCCCAAGGGCUUCAAGCCAAAAGGAGGCGGAGGUGGCACUACAGUGAAAUUCAUCUUGAAAGAAAAGCACAAGAAAGCUUGCGUUUACAAUGGGAAGACCUACUCCCAUGGAGAAGUGUGGCAUCCCGUCUUCCGACUGUAUGGAGUCUUACCAUGCAUCCUGUGUACCUGCACGGAUGGGAUCCAGGACUGCCAGAAGGUUACGUGUCCCAAGGAAUAUCCUUGUGAAUAUCCUGAGAAAGUAGAAGGGAAAUGUUGUAAAAUAUGUCCAGAUGCCAAAGUCAAGCCCACGGAUGAAAUAAAUACCCCCAGAUGUGCCAAGAAUCUGAACAGGGUAUCGGUCUACAUGUUUGUGCCACCCAGCUCCGAGAGCCCAAAGGAAGACCUGAGAAAAAUUGCAAUCGAGAAAGACUCUUCUGAAGAGGUGGAAAUUUACAGCUGGAAACUGGUAAAAGGAAUAUUUCAUUUGAUACAGAUCAAGAAGAUCAGGAAACAGGAGUUCAACCCAGAAGCACAGAACUUUAGGCUGAUCACCAGAACAAAUGAAGGUCACUGGAACAACUUCAGAGCCCAAACCUCAGGGCUUAAGAUGACAGAGAGUCCAGAGAAAGAAACAAAGAACUUGUAA
Molecule: messenger RNA, 1305 nt
Organism: Emys orbicularis (European pond turtle)
Lineage: Eukaryota; Metazoa; Chordata; Testudines; Emydidae
Gene: CHRDL2
Product: chordin like 2
Exons: 11
Coding region: 1-1305 (434 amino acids)
Biological process (GO): negative regulation of BMP signaling pathway; cell differentiation
Molecular function (GO): BMP binding
Source: RefSeq, a predicted model, not a curated record